UUGGACAAGUCCCAACUUCUCACGCUUGACUCAUCCUUGGUAGCUUGUAGUAUGACCUACCGUGUGUGUAUGCAGGUUUAAUGACCACUGUUAUCAGUUUGACGAAUUCAAUACAAGAUAUUUCGGAGAAAAAUCUCCAUCUUCUGUUUACACCCGUAAGAAACUGACAGAUACAAAGAUUUUUUUUUGCUUCUGCUAAAAUCUUUAAGGAAUUAUGAAACAGAGUAUCCUCUGUUUUUUCCUCAUAGUAAGCUUCAAUAUUUCUUCAGUUCCUGCACAAACAUGUAUGAACAGUGGGAAUUUCACACCCAACAGUACAUACGACAAAAAUCGCGGACUCAUCCUCUCAUCUCUUCCUUCUAAUGUCACGGCUCAAGUCGGUUUCUUCUACAAUGGUUCCAUCGGACAAGAACAGAACCAAGUCUACGCAAUAGGGAUGUGCAUCCCAGGGUCAGCUCCAGAUGACUGUUCUAAUUGUAUCAAGAAAGCGUCUGAUGGAUUGAUACAGAGGUGUCCUAACAAUACAGAAGCUUAUUCAUGGCACGGUGAGCCCACGCUUUGCCAUGUGCGCUACUCCAACACUUCUUUCUCUGGAUCUGCAGAUAUGGAACCGUCUUUACUGGUCAGCAACACUGAAGAUGUCAACUCAAAUCUAAGCCAAUUGAGUGAAAUAUAUAACGGAGUAAUCUUUCGUAUGAUUAAUGCAGCCUCCACAGCAAAAAGCACACCAUCGUCUAGUAAUAAUUAUUACAAUGCUCCAAUUUCAGCCAUGUCAUCUUCCGAGAAUAUAUACGCAUUGAUGCAAUGCACGCCUGAUCUUUCUUCUGAUGAUUGUAAAAGUUGUCUCCAAGAAAGCACAAAUGACUAUCAGUUGUGCUGUUCUCAGAAGCAAGGAGGCACUGUUAUGCGGCCAAGCUGCUUUUUUCGUUGGGAUUUGAAAACAUUCUCUAAUGCUUUUGGUGAUAUCAUGGUGGCUCCUUCUCCUCCUCUGCAGCAACCUGACAAAGGUGAUAUUCCACAUUCCGCAGAUAGUGGGAAAAUCUCAACCGGAGCUUUAGUGGCAAUUGUGUUUUCCAUUGUAGUAGUCAUCUUGAUGGUCAUCAUCUUCUUAGUACUGCGUGCUCGGCGAUCUUUUGUAUAUUUCUCAUGGAGGAAAACAAAUCAACAAUUUGGUUUUGAUCAAUCUGGUAUAACUGUACACUCCCUCCAAAUAGAUUUUAAGAUAAUUGAAGCUGCAACAAACAACUUUGCAAGGAGUAACAAGCUUGGUCAAGGUGGAUUCGGUGAAGUUUACAAGGGUACGUUGCCAAAUGGGACAGAAGUUGCAGUGAAGAGGCUAUCCAAAGAAUCAGCACAAGGUGCAGUAGAGUUUAAGAACGAGGUUGUUGUUGUUGCAAAACUCCAGCAUAGAAAUCUUGUUAGGCUUCUUGGGUUUUGUCUUGAAGGAGAAGAAAAGUUACUUGUUUACGAGUUUGUCCCCAACAGGAGCCUCGAUUACUUCCUCUUUGACCCUAGAAAGCAAGGGCAAUUAGAUUGGACAAAGCGGUACAACAUUAUCCGGGGUAUCGCUAGAGGAGUAUUAUACCUUCAUCAAGAUUCACGGGUAACAAUCGUACAUCGGGACCUCAAAGCCAGCAAUGUUCUCCUUGAUGCUGAUAUGAACCCGAAAAUUGCUGAUUUUGGAAUGGCAAGAAUUUUUGGGAUGGACCAAAGUGGAGCUAAUACAAACAGAAUAGUUGGGACACGCGGUUACAUAUCCCCAGAAUACGUGACGCGAGGCGUAUUCUCAACAAAAUCUGAUGUCUUUAGUUUUGGAGUCUUAGUUCUUGAGAUUAUAUGUGGUCGACAUAACAUAUUCUCCAACGAGUCGGAUACUACAGCUGAGAAUUUAGUCACAUAUGUUUGGAGGUUGUGGAGAAACGGGUCACCAUUAGAAAUCAUAGAUCCAACCAUUUUAGAGAAUAUUCAAACCAAUGAAGUGACAAGAUGCAUCCACAUUGCGCUCUUAUGUGUUCAGAAAGAACCAAAAGAGCGUCCCAAGUUGUCGACGAUCAUGUUGAUGCUAACUAGCAAUACCCACAUUUUACCUACUCCUAAUCCACCUGGAUUCUUGUUUCCAAAUGGAAGCAACCAAGAACGAGUACCGGAGUGCAUAGAGUUGAGGCAGUCUAUGAUAGGGUCCAAUUCUCAUACUGUCAAUGAUGUAACGGUUUCAGAUGUGGAUCCUCAUUGAAGUUCAUUGAGAUGAUUGUGACGUAAACCAUGUUGCAGGAAUAUCACUUUUAUUAUGAUAUACAUACUCGAUCAAACUUCAUGUACAGUACACUCUUUCUAUCAUUUCUAAAUUUGUAAUAUGAGUACUCUGUUAUGAAAAUCUUCUUCUUUGUAUUUUUGGCUCCAGAAUCUUCAUCAAUAUACCAAGCCAUACAUUUCUAUUA
This is a messenger RNA of Camelina sativa (false flax), 2438 nucleotides long. The record is from RefSeq and is a predicted model, not a curated record. NCBI's taxonomy places the organism in Eukaryota, Viridiplantae, Streptophyta, Magnoliopsida, Brassicales, Brassicaceae.